Guyanagaster necrorhizus is the source of this 1296-nucleotide messenger RNA. RefSeq lists its product as uncharacterized. The transcript is spliced from 3 exons. NCBI's taxonomy places the organism in Eukaryota, Fungi, Basidiomycota, Agaricomycetes, Agaricales, Physalacriaceae. Bases 1 to 1296 code for a protein of 431 amino acids. The record is from RefSeq and is a predicted model, not a curated record.
AUGAGGCAGUGGCGAGUUCGACGUGCCUACACGAGGUUGAAUAUCAAUUGGGGUGCAUUACCGAAAGAGAGCAUUUGGGGUCCAGCACGCUUCCUCACUCCUACCACCACGACCAAGUCUCCCCUUGGACUAGUACCCUCCUCCAACAAAAUCUGCAGGAUGCCCACAGGAUUCAACUCACCUGCCCUAAUCGCGUCUAGGAGGGAAUCCAAGAUACCAACCAAGCUCGCCUUCAAGCUCAACCCACCUUUGCGAAGGAGAUCCGCAACGUCUGAGGCGCCUGGGCUUAGGUCGCUGGUGUUGGUGGAGAAGUAUCACGGAUCACAGCCGUCGUCGUUACACUCAACGCCCAACGCCAAACCUCUACCAACACCGAAAGUAAAGUCCCGGCCAGCACUCGGUCGUGACAAACCACCUGCAAAAGAGCCUACCAAGAAGCCUAUUUUUAAGGUGACGGCGAUCCGGGAUACAGAGCGCGUAGCCUUACCACGACCGGUGCCCAAGAGGCCCAAGACAUUGGGAAAGGAGAAUUCCGAGCGACGGACUCGUGUUCCUCAUACUACCACUAUACCAACAUCAAUAUCAGUGCAUCGUCCAUUCAAGAUAUCUAUCCCACGCUCAUUCUCCUCCAACACAAAGAUUCCCGUCCGCAAACACGCCAAGCGAGAGUCUCUCACGAGAAUAAGGUCGAGGCCCGCGUCUCUUCGUCUCACUCCCUCCCGAACUCCUUGUACAUCCAUCUCCCUCUAUUCUGCUUUAUCAUCCCCGUCCCCAAGAACACCCAUCUCGCCUUUAACAUACACCGACACCGUUAUUAUCCAAACCCAUGACGAUUCGGGGCUUCUUUCGUUGUCGGCAUCUAUGAAUCAACUCAGCACCAAGUCGGAAUCUGAGUGGGUUGAUGAAGAGGAAGUAGUCGACAAGAAAACUGUAGAGGACCCUUCCCCAAUGAAGGCACCACCGACUCCAGAGACAAAGCCUCACCGUACCGAUGUCACGACUCUCACUGCACCAGAGGCGAAAUCUCGAGAGUCGGCGAAAUCGAAGGGCGUUAUUUCACCAGCAGCGAAGCGCCAAUCUCCCUCUGCCAAACCUGGGACCUUCCAACGCGUCUUCGUGGUCGGUAGACUCAGUUUGUCAAGUCCCGUUUCCCGAAGACGCAAGGUGAUCAUACCACCAUUGCUCGAUUCCCAAACCGGUUCUUCGAAUGCUCAAAUUCGUAUGGAGCUCUCGGCCUUGCGAGCUCGCAAGAAGGUCCAGGAAGGUGUGACGGAGUUGAGCGAUAAGAAGCUUUGA